Iphiclides podalirius (scarce swallowtail) is the source of this 1482-nucleotide messenger RNA. The record is from the annotation of a GenBank genome assembly. NCBI's taxonomy places the organism in Eukaryota, Metazoa, Arthropoda, Insecta, Lepidoptera, Papilionidae.
AUGUGCAAAUAUGACGAGGCUAGCAAAGACCGCCCGGAUGAGAGAGUCGGGAAAGUUCGGAAGAUAUAUUUUAUGAGACAGUUGCUUGUCUGCAGUAUAAUAUGGGUGCACUAUUUCGUGUGCGGUCUUUGCUUCGGUGCCCCCACAGUGCUUAUACCUCAGAUACGGAGGGAAGCGAAUAGCACGCUGGCCGUAGACGAGGAAAUGGGAUCCUGGCUUUGUUCCGUUUUUGGUUUCGCCGCGAUCCCUUGGACCUUCAUUAUACCGUUGACCAUCAGGCGCUUUGGAAGGAAGAUCCCGUAUCUGAUAGUGUGCGUGAACAUCCUGGGUGUGUUCAUUGCGCUGUACCACAGCGUUACACCGCUGCAGAUACUGCUCAGCGAGAUAAUGCAAGGCCUCAACCACGCCGCAAACGUUACCGUGUCUAUCAUCAUCAUCACCGAAUACACAUCUGCGAGGUACCGAGGCGUGUUCCUCACUAUCAAGUCAGCCACGUUCUUCUGGGGUGUUUGGAUGUCCAAUUCUAUCGGUACAUUCUUCCACUGGAAGUAUAUACCGGUGUGCGGGAUCGUCUGCAGCGUGUACUGUCUACUUAGCCUGUUCUGGCCGGAGUCACCGUACUGGCUCGCAACGAGAGGCCGGUUUGACGAGUGCAGACGCUCGCACCGUUGGCUCCACGGCGACGACGAGCAGUCGUCCCUGGAAGUUGAGAACCUGAUCGCUUCGCAAGUCGAAUACGAUAAGAGUCGUGAUUCGCGACGGCAGUGGACGUUUUACAAAGUUUUGCAAAUAACAAAAUGUGGCGAGUUCUACAAACCCGUUUUGCUGUCCGUCCUAAUGGUCACGCAGUACCACCUGUCGGGGAAAUAUGUGUGCAGUAUGUACGCUAUAGAUAUAAUAAAGAAGAUCACGAAAAACGAGGGUACAGCGUACACGGGAAUGCUGAUUCUUGAUGGAGUCACGGUUCUGGGGAUGUACGUAGGUUGCUCCCUAUCGAAGGUUCUUAGGAGACGGACUUUAUACAUAGGUUCGUCGUGUAUAGGCAUCACCUCUCUGUUCAUCAUCGCCCUGUAUUUGUAUCUGAUUAAACUGUCCGUUAUUGAGGAGAGGAAGAUUGUUUCGAUUGCACUGCUGAUUGCGUUCUCAGUGCCAAUCAGUUGCGGUCCCAUGAUAAUGACCACUUCGAUAUAUGGCGAGAUCAUACCGUUAAGGUUCAAGACGGCCUCAUUUCUCAUAACGGCUUUCGUGAGCGAGAUUUUCAGCACGUCUUUCUUGAAGAUCGCCCCCUUGAUAUUCAGGACGUUGGGAAUACACGGUGCAUUCCUGUUUUACGGCCUCUCUUCUGGAAUUUGUACGGUUCUGCUAUACGUUUUCCUACCGGAGACGAAGGACAAAACACUGCAGGAAAUUGAGGGAUAUUUCAAGAGUAAAGAAAUGGAGGCGAAAGGAAUUGAGUAUUUGACGCCGCUCCAAAAGACUUCA